Messenger RNA from Porites lobata, 13313 nucleotides. The record is from the annotation of a GenBank genome assembly. NCBI's taxonomy places the organism in Eukaryota, Metazoa, Cnidaria, Anthozoa, Scleractinia, Poritidae.
AUGUUGUGAUAGUUGUCCAUCUGCCUAUCAUUUGCACUGCCUCAUUCCACCAAUGAAAAAGAUUCCUGGAGGAGACUGGAGAUGUCCAUGAUGCAAGGUAGUUAUUUUGAUUAAAGGUAUUAUAUAUGCACAUAGUGGUUGGUACAUUUUCUGCUUGUUCAAUUUAUUUUUCUUUGUUUUAAACAAAGUAAAAUUGCCCCACUUAUUACAUAACUUGGCUCUAUUCUUGGGUAUGAAGCUGCGUACUAGUGUAGAUUUUGAGUGACAACUCUGUUUGGUCUUUAUAAGCCUUGUGUUCCUGUGCAUGUUUUAUUUAACUCUUUCACUCCUAAACCAUGUUAUCGCAAGAUUGUUUCAUGCUUUUUUGUUUAUUUUUUUCCCACUCUUACAUUUAAAUGUGUGAAAGAAAUCCCAUAUUGUUACCAUUGAAAUUAAAUGUCCUCUUUGGUGAGGGCCUUGCGAAAUGGAAUUGAGAAUUCCUAGGAAUUUCCUAAGAAUUCCUAGGAAUCAAGGUGUGAAAUUUCACGGUAAUUGGAACAUGGAAUUCCUAAGAAUUCCUAGGAAUUCCAAGCUUUGCUCACCCAUCAGUUGGCUUGGAAAAUAUUCCUAGGAAUUCUUAGGAAUUCCUAGGAAUUGAAAGAAUAUAAACAGAAUGAUUACUUCUUAGGAAUUCCUAGGAAUUCCUUGGAAUAGCUUAGAAUAGCUAGGUCAAUAGGGAUGUAACAAAUCGACCUGCUGCCGGAAUUAAGGGAUAUUCGAAUGAAAAACUGAUUUGCAUUUAAACCCUUAUGUUAAGGAAGUUAGUACUAGAAGUUGCUAUUUUGCUCUCUGAACCAGAAAUCCAUAAUGCAAAUGUACAAAAACUGAAACAAUGUUUAUUCCAGCAAUAACUGAAAAAUAGCUCUCCAUGUUAACAAAAAAAAUACUUCUUCUGCUUUAACUUGACUUAAAAAUUUCACUGCAGUGGUCGUUUAACAGUCCGGAAUAUCCCUAAAUUUAAGGACAAGGCCAAACUGGUCACGCGACACUUUUCAACCAAUGGGAAGGCGCGCUUGUGUUUAUCAACAAACAAAUCAAAACAUCGCCCCAGUGAUCAAAAAUUAUCAAAACAACGGACGGAGUCGGACAGAAUUAAAGAUGAGCUUACAGUACUCGUCUAGGAUUCACAUUUAAUAUUUCAAAGAAAACAUUUCAUGUAAGAGAAUAAGAGCAUUAAUCAUUGCAAGGAAUCAUUGGGGUGUUCGAACUGAUUUCUGACCGAUCGCAGAGGUCGUGGCUUCACUGGCAUGGCUUGCAAGAUUUUUGAUAGAAGCAACUGGUGUCGUGAAAAAUAGCCUUAGAGGGAGUGUGAAAAUUUGUUGAGAUCGUACAAAACAGGAUUGGUACUACCUAUUAACUUCUACAGGACAAGAAUCAAAGAACCAGUCAUCAUAACAAGAAUAGAAAGUAGUUCAAAUUUAUUAAUUUUUCUUGUUUGUUUUUUUGUGUUGUUUCGUGUUGACUUCACGCAUCUGGUGCUUUCUUUGCUUACUGUAGUGCCCGCAAUAUUUUAAUUUUAUCCCAGAUAAUCAGUGCAUGUUCAAUGAGUAGCGAAAUACAGCAUUUACAAUUGAGAUUUGCCUUGUUUCUUUGAUUGUUUUUUAACGGUGGGUGAACAUUUGGAGAAUCCAACAACAUUAAAUCUUUCCAGAUUAGUGAAUUUCAGAAACUAAGCGGUUAGUAUCUACCUUCUGUACCUUACGCUUAUGAUCUUCAAUUUCAUCCCCGCAAAUUCGGCAAAGUGAGGCGAGAUGUUGGACGUGAAUAUCCAUGAGACUAAUAAAGUUGUUUUGGCCUUGAAAAGAAAAAAGGCAAAGGCUCGUACUAAUGCCAAAAAAAAAGUAAUAACACGGCUUUUGUGAGAAACCCGGGAGUGGAAAACGUAUGUGUUUUGGACCUCGAAAUUCAGAAAUUGUCUACCAAAAUUUUAGGUCUACCAUCCCCACAUUCAACAUGAUAAAAGUUAAUCGAUAGGACAAUCGAGGAAAAAUAUCUAAAACUUCGUAAAAAGUCUGUGAAUCGAAAAAAUAAUAGAUACUUGAUCACCUACCUUGAAAACCGACCAAAAUCUCUCCUAUGCAACGCAUUGUUUAAAAGAUAAAAGAAGAAAUAAGCCACAAAAUGUGCUGAAUAUUUCACGAGACACUUCCAAUAUGGCUUCCGAUAAGCUGUCCACUUAAAAAAAUUGUGUGCCUCAUCAUGAAAAGUCUUAAACAUAUGCCUGAGAGCCUCGAAAUGAUGACUGAUUCUGUCCGACUCCGUCCGUUGUUUUGAUAAUUUUUGAUCACUGGGGCGAUGUUUUGAUUUGUUUGUUGAUAAACACAAGCGCGCCUUCUCAUUGGUUGAAAAGUGUCGCGUGACCAGUUUCAGGGUUCGUACCAUUUUUAGAACAAAAAAUUCAAGGAAUUUUCAAGGACUUUCAAGGACUCAUUUCCCAUUUUUCAAGGACUCCAUUUAGUGCAAAAAAGAGCCUUGAGUCUGCCUUUUUUGGUUCUUCCACAACAUGGGCAAUUAUACCCUGAUAGGUCUUUCUGUGUUUGCUCCUUUUAGAACCUUGAGAAUCUGUAUUGGAUAAAGUUAACACCGAAAUUCAAGGACUUUCCAGCACCGACUACAAUUUUCAAGGACUUUCAAGGCCUUGAAUUUUUAUUUUGAAACUCAAGGACUUUCAAGGUGCGUGCGAACCCUGCAGUUUGGCCUUGUCCUUAAAUUUAGGGAUAUUCCGGACUGUUUAAAUGUUUCAAAAAUUACAACAGUGACCUCAAAAAAUCAAAUUUAAGACAAUGACUUUUUGUGAAGUACGAAUCAAAUAAUUCAGUAUAAUGACUGCAGUCCUUAUAUACAUAUGAAUAAACUUAGAUAUAGAUAUACUUACACAUAGAUAUACAUGUAGUGUAAAGUAAACUAUCGCUAUAGUCAUGAUUGAAAAAAAAAAGAAAGUAAAACAUGACCUGUUCAGGUGGAAUCUCUAGAUAGUGAGAUAAUGUAAAGUAACAUAUACCUAGUCAUGAUUGAAAAAAAAAUAUAAAAACAUACCCUGUUGGUGGAAUCUCUAGAAAGUGUUUGUUUUUAAUCCAAAUGACAACAUCAGCUGAAUAUUCUCUUUUUCGUAAUUUAUUUUACCCAACAUACACAUCACCACAUUCCACAUACAUGCAUGUAAAUAAACAUCUUCGAAUAAUUAAUACAGUGCAUGAAUAUGAAAAAAAGCUAAAUGACUGCUUUUUCCAAUGUCGCCGAUGCAGCCCUCUGAACUGAAGGUCCACACAUCAGGCAAGUGCUAGUGCUAGUUGUUUUUGACCUUACUAUUGCAGCGAUUAUUAAGAUUUACAUGUACCACAAGCAUUUAAUAUAAAACCUUAUGCAACUUAUACUAUGAAUUAAAGUUCAAAUGAACAAACCUACCGGCUGUAUUCUAAUAUUUUAUAAGUAAGUUCAAGUCUCAAGUCCUUAUAAAUUAACUGGAAAUUUCAUUGCUUCUUACUUGUAUAAGUAGCCAUUGGAAACUUUCUUAUGCUAUUUCUUCUCCUAUUUUAUCUAACAUUGGUCUUGACAAGUCUGCUAUAACCUUGUAGCGCCAGAACAUACAGUUUUCAGAGUAUUCCACUGACUACUUGCAACAAAGAGCACAGUUAUUUCGAUCUGCAGUAAACAAAAAGCAGCAAAAAGGGAUCUGAUCAAUGGCAUAUCUUUGCAUGCAUCUUUGAACUUUAUAAGCUUAUUUACGCAAAGUUAUUAGAAAACAUACCUUUCCACAUUAAUCCAGCUGAGUAAACUCACUUACAAACAUGCUUUAUGUGAACACAAACUUCGCAAUUGAUAAAUUUGUCUCGAAAAUAACAUGGAUAAUAGAAAGACAAUCUCACGAAACUACUUUGUUGCUUGUGAAGUCCGCGUGAAUUUGAACUAUUCAACGGAAGUUCAUUUGGCACUUUUCUAUUGGUUCAAAAGUCGCACGUGACAAAGUAAAUCAAAUCGCGCAUGUGCCAAAGGCACGCGUGGAAGCCUGGGAAACAAGAAAACAUGGCGGCUAAUCUUGCGACGUGCUCCCGUUUGGGUCGAAAUAGCAGUUAUUUUCAACGACAGCUAUUUUCAACGUUAAUUAAGGUGAAGCAACGCAGUUGAAGUGUUAAAAGCAAGAGGUAAACUUAACGUUGUUCUUUCAAGUUGGGAAAGAAAAUGUGGGACCACAUUAUCAAUCAAAGAACUGCCACGAAAAACGUGUUGUGGCCGUUGUUCCGGGCUUGGCCUGGCUUGCCGGUAGUUCCGAAAACGAAGCACUCGAAAACGAAGACCGAAGCACGAAGCACCCAAAACUCGAAAACGAAGCACCCAAAUCUCGAAAACGAAGCACCCAAAACUCGAAAACAAAGCACCCUAGAUCGAAAACGAAGACCCCUAAAUCUCGAAAACGAAGCACCCUAGAUCGAAAACGAAGCACCCAAAUCUCGAAAACGAAGACCCCAAAACUCGAAAACGAAGCACCUGAAUCAGGUGGAGGAAGCGGAUGCGUCCGCACCUCCAAAGGUCCACAAAAUCCAUCCCAAGGUUUUAUAACAGCCUAGCCACUGUUUAACUGAACUUUUCUAGAUAGGAUAUACUGUAUUAAUUUUAUUAUUGGUCUCGCUAUACUUGAUACAUCUUACCUUAAUAUGCAUUUUUUCGGUACACAUACAUGUUUAUGUAGACUUCAAAACUGUCCGUCAGCAGAUUUUGGCGUAUUCAAGUACGCGUGAGCAGUAACACAAAAGGUCUGAAACAAGGCUGAAAACGGAGUGUGAGGCUCGCGCGUAUUACUCUUACGGCACGCACGCACGCAUGGACCUUCCACGCAGCGGCGGAAAUGCAUUUACAACUUGAGUAGAUUUGAACUGCAUUCGAUUCGUUAUCGUGCUUGAUUCCUGCUGUAUUAGCAUUGGUCUCGUGUUUAUAAAGGACAGACCGGUGUCGAGUUUUUGGGUGCUUCGUUUUCGAGUUUUGGGGGCUUCGUUUUCGAGAUUUAGGGGUCUUCGUUUUCGAUCUAGGGUGCUUCGUUUUCCAGUUUUGGGUGCUUCGUUUUCGAGUUUUGGGUGCUUCGUUUUCGAUAUUUGGGUGCUUCGUGCUUCGGUCUUCAUUUUCGAGUGCUUCGUUUUCGAAACUACCCUGGCUUGCCAUGCUUUUGACUGCACUCCUGAUGCAAGGGGACAGCCCAUGUCUUGUGCGUUUGUCUAAUUUCCGUGGAGUAUGUGGAUAAACAACGUACAUUUCAGACUGGAAAUGUACUUCAUAUUUUUAAAAACGAGACUUCUCAUUUCAGACAACAUUUUGCACUGAAAGUGUACUGGACAUGUAACAGCUUUAAAUAUUUAUUGCUGUAAUAUGCUGUAAUAAUGUAAUUUAGAUCAGUUAAAUAUUGUUAUCUUAAGUUUAAUACUGGUUGGAGGUUUGUGAACAGCAUUCGCCACAUGUCAGCAUUUAACCAGAUUAGGUAAAAAAAUUGGGUUGAAUAUAAAAAUGUAAGUAUAGAAGUAUACAUUACCAGUAUGUUCUGUAUUAUAAGUUUAGAAUUGUUUCAGUGCAAUCACUUAAAAUUAAAAUGUGAAAAAAUAAGAAAAGACUACGAAAUCUUCUACAAUUUUUAAAGUCUUUCUGAUUUUUAAACAUCCCUGAGCUGAAUUCCUAAUUUGCAUAACUUAGAAUUCCUAGGAAUUCCCAGGAAUUCCAAGCGCAGUUGGCCUGAAUUUUUCUAUUCCCAGAAAUUCUCAACAAAAUUGUAAAACUUAGAAUUCCCAGGAAUUCCUAGGAAUUCCAAGCCUAGAGUGAGACCUAAUUUGCCAUUCCCAAAAAUUCUCAAGAAUUCCAAGCUUAUUUGAUGAAGGCUGAUUUGCAUAGUUGGGAAUUUUUGGGAAUUCCUAGGAAUUCCCAGAAAGCUGGGAAUUCAUUUCGCAAGGGGGUGUGGGUGCUUAUUAACUUUUUCUGCCUUUAGGAUGAGCGCUAAUUCGAGGUUGGGCGCUUAUUUGAGUAAAUGUGGUAUAUAUAUUAUAUGAACAUGACAGAGAAUUGCAUAGGUAGGAAAGAGCAAGAACAAAACCUGAACUAUGUAGGAUGUUGUUGAUGUAGGUUUUAGACAUCAUGAAACUUGGUUUUCUCAAUUUUGCACAUUUUUUUUGUCUGGUAUCCAGUCCUUUUUAGUCUGUUAAUUCUAUUCAGCUUUUUAUUCAGUUGAAUGGAGAGUCAAAGCGGUAACAUCUGCACUUAACUGUGCCUGUAUGUUAUGUUAUCUUGUUCCAUUAUCCAGGAAGAUGAAAUGACAAGUGACUCCAGUGAAGACAUGCAUAGUGAUUACUGCAGAGUGUGUAAAGAUGGUGGCCAGUUAUUAUGUUGUGAUAGUUGUCCAUUUGCCUAUGCCUAUCAUUUUGCACUGCCUCAUUCCACCAAUGAAAAAGAUUCCUGGAGGAGACUGGAGAUGUCCACGAUGCAAGGUAGUUAUUUUGAUUAAAGGUAUUAUAUAUGCACAUAGUGGUUGGUACAUUUUCCCCUUGUUCAAUUUAUUUUUCUUUGUUUUAAACAAAGUAAAAUUGCCCCACAAAUUACAUAACUUGGCUCGAUCUAUUCUUGGGUAUGAAGCUGCGUACUAGUGUAGAUUUUGAGUGACAACUCUGUGUGGUCUUUAUAAGCCUUGUGUUCCUGUGCAUGUUUUAUUUAACUCUUUCACUCCUAAACCAUGUUAUCGCAAGAUUGUUUCAUGCUUUUUUGUUUAUUUUUUUUUCCACUCUUACAUUUAAAUGUGUGAAAGAAAUCCCAUAUUGUUACCAUUGAAAUUAAAUGUCCUCUUUGGUGAGCGUUGUCCAAUCCACACUAAUUACUAGAAUCUACUGGAAACACAAAUAGAUUUCAACAGACUCCCUUAUUUCUACUCGUAGAAAAUGUAAAAACAUUUUAAUCAUGACUUGUGUAGUGUACCCUUGCGAAAUAACUUUUGGAAUUCCUAGGAAUUCCUAGGAUAACUUACCUCAAGUCAUGGCUUAAUGAAUUAGUUGUAAAUACAUGUGUAGGGUUCUUGUCUCAGGUCAUGGCUUAAAGAACCAGAUAUUUCACAUCAAGUAGACUUUCAGUGAUUCAAGAAAUUGGGCACAACUAUUGCACAGUACUAUUCAUUUUAGGGGACUUACCAAUAAUAAAUUUUUUUGAGGGGGAAGGAUAUUUUUGGCUACUUUUUAAAAGGGUUAAUCUUGUUAUGUAUAGUACGUUUUUUAUUACACUUCCAUUGUUUGCUCUCAGAGUGAGCCAUUGAAAGGCAAAGUUGAGAGAAUUCUUCACUGGAGAUAUGUUAACCUACCAUUUGAAGGUAAGUAUUCCAUUUUGGACAUUGUCUUUGUAAAGAGUUGCUAGUAGCUCAUGUUUCUACCAUAUUAUUUCUUGUCUACUGAGAAUUUAAUGUGCGACAAAUGCAGACUGCAGACUUUAAAUACAGGACUGGCAGAUUCAAGUCUUGUUAUAUUUAUAUGAAAAUGGGACAGUUUCAUGAGCAUUUCGCAAUGUUGUUAACUUGCCAAUCUGCAGUCUGCAAUUGUUUCACACUGCUCAGUAAUGCACUAGGUGCAGUUUUGCUGCUUCAUUAGAGGACCUCACAAUUUGCUAUGAGUAUGAGUACUACAACUUUUGUCUAAUAUAUACAUCUCUAAUGUAUUCUUCAAUAAUCAGCUCUAUCUAUAGGCCAGCAGAAUAAAGGAACCAGAUUUCUGGAUACAUUGCUGGCUUUAAAAUUCAAAAUUUUUACUAAAGCUUAAUGCCUUAAUGUUCAGUAAUACUUCUGCUUAAACCCAUUCCCAAAGACGGCGGGGUAGCUGUUCAAAGAGAAUACUCAUGCAUGGUAGCAUUACAGGCAAUUUUUAAGAACACUAUUUCAGCUCUUAGCUGGCACCCACUCUUACCACACCAAUACUAGAAAUGUCAUCAGAGGUACAAUCAGCUCUCACUAACACUGUUACAACUCUCUAGAAAACAGGUGUCCCCCUUAAACAUAUAGAGUGAACGAAAAGAGCUAAAGAAUGACAGGGAGUAACUCAGGGUGUCUGUUUUAGAGAGGUGUUCAUCUUGUAAGUCAGGUUUUGGGUAAGAGAGUGGACAAAAGUAAAUCCAAAUUUUUCUGCAACCAGUUUUGCAAGACUGCAUGAGGGUGCAGAUCCCUAUGUAACUUACAACAGUUUCAGUUAUAUAGUAUUCUGCCUUAAUUUGCUCCGAGUCCGUGGGUUUCCAAGUAUGAGUGAUAUUUAAGGUACAUGUGGGUAAGUCUCAUACUGAUACAUUUAUAACAUUGUUUUUGCAGAUGCUGUGCUCAAGUCUGGUGAUACUGGAGAGCUGACUGAACCAGAGGUAUGCCGCCUUGUGGCAGUUACCUUGUUAACUUCAGUUCAGUUAAUCUGUUUAAUUUUAGGAUCAAGUUUUAAAUAAGAAGAUCCACAAGCCAUGCUGUUUAUUCAGUCUUGGGAGUCUGUGUGGACUCCCUGUGCAUGUAGCUAACUGAAGAAUUUAUUUUACAGACUUUAAAUAUGAAACUCAAGAGUUUUUUGUCAAGUGGUUGGAUAUGUCAUACUGGCAUUGCUCAUGGAUCACAGAACUCCAGGUUGGUCUCUGCAUUUACUGUAUGUUCUGUUGAAUGAGAGGAUGUGUAGUUUUACAGGGGCGGAUGUAGGAGGAGGGUGCAGGGGGCUCCCCCCUCCAGCCAAGAUGAACUGUGUGUUUCUUAAAUUAGCACUGUGAAGUCCGCUUCACAGUUAUUUAAAAUCCGCUGUAUCCAUGGUCUGCACGGGCCUUGAAAAGUCCUUGAAAAAACAUCAUGUCCUUGAAAGUCCUUGAAAAUUGAAAAAUAGUGGGAUAUCCUUGAAAAGUCCUUGAAUUUUCCACAGAAGUCGUUGAAUAUUAUUGAAAGCUCCUUGAAUAAAAAUGACCUUCAGUAAAGAAAAAAAAUAGUGUUUUGUGCAAAGGAAUGAUUAAAGCACAGCAUUACACAAAUUUUCUUGGUGGUCAUGCAAGUGUUUUCUUAUGUUUUCAGUGUUCCAAGCAUAAUUCAUUUUCCAUUAUUUGAAUUAGCCUACGAACUGUAUUGCAAUAAGCCAACACCCCUCCACCUACGCAUUGUAAAGGUCUUUAAUCAUGUUAUUGGGGAAAAGAAGUCCUUGAAAAUAUGAUUUUAGUCCUUGAAAAGUCCUUGAUUAUUUCCCAAAUAAUUCUGUAUGAACCAUGUAUAUCGUUUUAUAUGUAUUCGCAGCAGUUCACAUUAUGUUACUGCCUAGUCAGAAGCCUUCUUCUUCAUAUUCGCUUUUAAAAUUUGUUUACGUCACCGAACAGUACUGUUAUACCAUUCCAUAGUAGUGCACCCAUCCUGGAUCUGCCCCAGUGUAUAAACUAUAAUUAAGAGUUGGGAAGGGAGUCGUGCAGACAAGGAUCAGUAAAUUACCAGGCAAUGAGCAGUCUCACACAUGCAUGGGCAUUGUACAUGUAUGUUGUAAGGGGCACAAGUAGUCCCAUUUUGCCCAGAUUUUCUACAGGCCACAGUUGAUCAAGUGGUGGAUAGCAGCAUUCACUGGAUAAAAUCUCUAUCCAGUCGAUUAAUGUAAUUGGUUUCCCUAAUAGUUCUCCACUGGAUUUUGAUAUAUCCAGUGGAUAAGAUCAUCUUUCAAUAGCCAGCAUUGUAUCUCAAGUAAGUUUAAUUGGCUAUACAAUACACUGCAUUCAAUUAACUCAUUCAGCUGGGUUUUUUGAGCAAAAUAUCAGGUAAUUUGUAAAUUACACACUUAAUCAGGUACACCAUAAUCACUUUUCAGCAGUGGUGAAAGUGGAGACAGAGGUCAAAUUAACAUGUAAACAUCAACAGUUUUUAUGUCUUGCAUUAUUUUUUAGUUGGAGAUUUACCAUCCCAGCAUGUACCGAGCAUAUUUCCGUAAAAAUGACAUGGAGGAACCUCCGCCCAUUGAUGAUGGCGAUGAAGAUGAGGAAACACCAGCACAUGUGAUACAGAACAGCAAGGCAGAGGAUGAGAGUAAUCUUGAGGCCAGAUUUUACCGAUAUGGAGUACGGCCAGACUGGUUACAGAUUCAUCGCAUCCUGAGGCAUAGGUUAGUAUUACAGGCACGCCGGGCAGGGUUCGUCAGAGUGCACAGUGAGGGGGGAAAAUUCUGGAAACCUGUAACCCUGACAGGGUUUUAGUAAAUGUAUCUGAGGCAAUUUUAUUCUUGAGAACAAUAGCUCUUGUUUCUUCAAGUCAUUGAGUCCUGAUUUGCUUUGAUUUUUAGAACUGUUUAACCCUUAAAGUUCAAGAGUGACCAACAUGAAUUUUCCCCUCACAAACAUCAAUACAGUAUCAAAAGUAAAGGUUAGGAGGUUUGAUAAAACGAUCACCUCAGGGAAAAUGCUUUGAUGUUUUAUCAAAUUAUCUCAACUAAUUCUUUAAGGAAAUCUAUGUAGACCAGUUUGGAGAAUUUGUAGGUGGAUAUUGGGGCUUAAAGGGUUAAUGCCCUUUCAUUGUUAGAUUUUCUUGAAGUAAAUACCAUGCAAAGUAAGUCAUCUGCAUGCAAAGUAAGUCAUCUGCAUGAUCUGUUUGAUGAGAACACUUAACAAUUAUUCUUUGAAAUCGAGGUGAAUAGUGGCAAAAUAUUUACCGAGCCGCGAAAGCGGCGAGGUAAAUAUUCCCAAAGCCACUAUUCACCGAGAUUGAGAAGAAUAAUUGUUUUAGUAUAUACACACGAAGUGAUCUCAACAAAAUCAGAAAGGAAACCAUUCAAAAGUAGGAUUUGAUUGACAGAUCAAAUCACGCGUAAGUUUAAAAAUAGAUCUUUGCAGAAUUUUCAAACAUGGCAAUUCACAAGUUUACUCAUUGCGCAAACAACAGCGUAAUGGCUUCAAUGGAAUCGCUAAAAGUUUGAACUGUUUCGUUACCUGAGAAAAAAAAUAGUUUGUUUUCUGUUGACUCGCCAAGUUUAUAGCCAAAAGGGCAUGUUGUGUCGUUCUUCGCAUGAAGUGCUGACAAAAAUGGCGGCUCGGUUGCUCGAGGUAAGAGGUCGUCUUCCUGUAUCAUUCUUUUUCCUGUUUACUUGAAAUGUAGAAUUUCUGCAAACAUUUCCUUUUAAAUUUGUUUGUCAUAAAUAAACUUCGAUUUUUGAGCCAAAAUUUUCUUCUUGGAAAACGCUGAGUUCACGAAACGGCUUCUUCUACGCGAAUACACGGGAGUUGUAAACAAUCCAUCGAGCACAAAACUCCUGCUACAGUAAAUUGAAAAACGCCGUAUUGAAUCCUUCCAAGUCUUUUCUUGCCUUAAAAAAGUCAGCCCUAGGAUUUUGUCGACUUUUAAAAGAUCGUUCUCUAAAAAAAAAGGGAAAAACACCGAGCUCACACAUUAUCCACUCGCUAGGAGGUGAAUAUUGUUGAAUAGUCCGAGAUAGCGAACCAAUCAGAUUGCUUAAAUCACCAAGAUCACUGAGUGUGUAUAUACUAAUGAAUGAUAGUCCAGAAUAUGGCAGAUAGACUAAUAAUUCCAAAUUUUAUGCAAUGGCAUGGUUAUAGAGCAGCGAAGAGAUGACAACACUAAAACUAGUUUCAAGAAAUUACUGGAUUUGGUAGUAAGAACUGGCCAUGAGCCAAACGUCUGUUAGUUAUAAGAGCAAAAUUGCUGGUGAGAUACCAGCAAAACUAUGCUAUGAUAACUCCAUAUGAAUCCUUCUAAAAUUAAGCUGCCUCUGAAAUUUUACCAUACAGGUCAAUAAAAGGAUUUAUUUAGACCAAUUUCUCUAACCAGAUGGACAGUUUUCAUCUUGUUCUUACCCAUGUCUCAUAGAUCACAAAUUCAAAUUUUCGUGAAGUCAUACUUGUUGCUGCGCAGCGACCGAAGGGAGCGAGCAGCAACAUAAUCAGGAUUUAAAGGAAAUAUAUAAAGGGGCGACGAAUUCUCGAAUUCAUCACUUUUUACCACAAUGCAUUGCAUUUAACCAGAGUGCAUUGCGCCACAAACAACUCAAAUAAAAACACGGGGAAGUUCGGUGGGAGUGCGUCGUUCGCGGCUCAGACUUAGAGUUUUCCUUGUGGCAAAUUUUCUACAGCACGGUUAGAGGACUUACCAAAUUUUAAGACAUGCAGGAGUCUUUCAGAUGAGUACGAUGGUUAACUUGGGGAUUGGAUUUCAAUUCAAGAGCCUUUGACUCGUCCAGGUGUUAAACCUGACGAGAAGAUAAGCAUUUGCUCUUCGACUACGCAACACGGGGGAUAUACAAAUUCCAGCUUGCUAGAAGGUGAUGUGAAAGUGAGAAAAUGUCAUGCAGUGCUAUUCUUAAGAAACUGUAUGAGCCAAAAAUGGAUGUGAUUUUGACCAUUCGCUUCAAAAUAACAAUCGAGAAUAACAAAACAUAUGUUUUGUGUCCUACUUUGCAGACGAGGACGUGUAUCGCCGUUUUGAAAAGCAUAAUUAUGUUCUUUCAUUCAUUCAUUGCCAUGGAAUAUGCGUUUACAUCGUUUUUUCACUGUUAAUAGCUCGGUUAAUGCGGCUGGCGAUUAUCUUGCCGGCGGAAGUUUCAUGGAAAAGGAAUAAAAUCAAGACUUUUCCUGCAAUUCCGUAAUCAGCCACUGUGGUGUAGUGGUUAGGUAUAGUGGCGUCGAGCCGGAGGUGCAGGGUUCGAGUCCUACCGAAUUCUUUAUUCCUUCUUUCUUUUUUUUUCCCGUUUUUUGUGUUGUUGUUUUCUAUAAAUAUAUAGCUAAAUAACUGUUACUUAAUAAAGUGCAACAAACAGCAAGAAAAGUAUUGUGUUUCCAGAAAAAAUAUCGUGCACCAUAUAUUAAAUAUAUGGAUAAACAAUCUGAAUUUUUUAUUAUUUCCUACAAUUUACUGUGGGAAAACCAGAGUUAUAACCACUUGAUCAUUUUCUAAACAACGUUCCCACGAGUUCUUUCUAUAGACUGAUAGUUAAUUAUUCUAGUACUUUCCAACAUGUAAAUAGGACAUUCAAUAUCAUUUUCGACUCUUUUAAGUCUCACUGCCUAACUAAUGCCAGUAUCAACAGAAUGUGUCGCAGCAUUACUAUCUUUUAGAUACCCUAGUCUACACUAUUUUCUAAUCGAGAAAGACAGUGUUCGUGCUGCACAGUGGUGUCAUUAAUUUGACAGUGUGUAUGUACCACAUUCUUUUUUUUUUUUAUCUGCACAGGGUACCCAAGCAGUCAAAAGAAGAGUUCCUUAUUAAAUGGCGAGAUGUUCCAUACAAUCAGAGCACCUGGGAAAGGCCAGAUGAUGCUGUUAAUUCUCAAAUA